This is a messenger RNA of Rotaria sordida, 936 nucleotides long. Lineage: Eukaryota; Metazoa; Rotifera; Eurotatoria; Philodinida; Philodinidae. The record is from the annotation of a GenBank genome assembly.
AUGGCGCAUCUUCUCAGAAGUACAUUUUUGGAACAACUAUCCCGAAAUGGUAAUCCUCCUGGUGAUACACCGAUGGUUGAUACAGCUGAACAAGUUUAUAUAUCAUCAUUAUCAUUACUUAAAACGCUUAAACAUGGUCGAGCUGGUGUACCAAUGGAAGUGAUGGGGUUAAUGUUAGGUGAAUUUGUUGAUGAUUAUACAGUUCAUGUUAUUGAUGUUUUUGCUAUGCCACAAUCAGGUACUGGUGUUAGUGUUGAAGCUGUUGAUCCAAUUUUUCAAACUAAAAUGCUUGAUAUGCUUAAACGAACAGGUCGACCUGAAAUGGUUGUCGGUUGGUAUCAUUCACAUCCAGGUUUUGGUUGUUGGUUAUCUGAUGUAGAUAUGAAUACUCAACAAAGUUUCGAAGCUUUAACUGAACGUACUGUUGCUGUUGUUAUUGAUCCAAUUCAAAGUGUAAAAGGUAAAGUUGUUAUUGAUGCAUUUCGUUUAAUACAACCACAAAUAUUUAUCCUUGGUCAAGAAUCUCGACAAAUAACAUCAAAUUUAGGUCAUUUAAUAAAACCAUCUAUACAAGCUUUAAUUCAUGGUCUUAAUCGUCAUUAUUAUUCAAUUAUUAUAAAUUAUCGAAAAAAUGAAUUAGAACAAAAAAUGUUAUUAAAUUUACAUAAAAAAUCUUGGAUCAAUGGUUUAACUAUUGAAAAUUUUAAUCAACAUAAUGAACAUAAUAUUAAUAUUAUUAAACAAAUGGUUGAUUUAUCAAAAAAUUAUAUCAAAUUAUUAGAAGAUGAAGAAAACAUGACACAAAAACAAUUAACUAUAGAAAAUAUUGGAAAACAAGAUCGAAAAAAACAUUUAGAAGAAAAUAUUGAUACUUUAAUGACUUCAAAUAUUGUUCAAUGUAUUGCUGUUAUGAUAUCUUUAGUUAUAUUCAAAUAG